AUGGAGUUCCACGCUGUGAUACUCUGUGGGCAGGGAAAAGCAUUGAACCCUUUCUCGAAGGUCAGAGCCACAGGUACCGUGAAAGCCCUCUUGCCUAUAGCCAAUAAGCCUAUGAUCGAAUAUGUGCUUGACUGGUGUGCUAAGGCUUUCUUCCCAAAGAUCACGAUUGUAUGCGAUGAACCGUCGAAAGAAGAUCUCGUGGCUGCUUUGAAAGCAUACAAGUCAAAAGCUGGCCCGCAGUCGGAGAACAACGAUAACUCAAGACUGUCAAACCAAUUCUUAGAUCUGAUUCAAGUCGUCGAGCUGGCAACGGCCACAUCUGGCGAGGUUCUCAAAUUUUUAGCAAAGAGCAACAUUAUCGAUCCCUUGGAACAUUUUGUUCUUUUGCCUUGUGAUUUUAUAACGAAUUUGCCUCCCCAAGUCCUUAUAGAAGCCUACAGAUCGAGACUGGAGACAGACAUUGGUUUACUUUGCUGCUACAAGAAUCAGUUGGAUAUCGAAGAUAAGAAAAAUAAAAUCUUCCCCAAAAACUAUACCAUAUUCGCUGAGUUACCCUCUGGUCAAUCACAGCUUUUGGACUACUAUUCAGCGGAGGAUGUUGAUUUUCAUAAGGCUUUGAAGAUCAGAACGCAGCUCACAUGGAAGUACUCAAAGUCCAUUGUCAGUACUAAAUUGCUAAACAGCUCAAUCUUCUUUGGUUCCGCCAAUGAAAUCUUCGGUUUGUUCGAAAAGUACCAAGAUAAGUUCACCAAAGUUUAUUUCUCAAACAGACCGCUCAUUAAAGUCAUUCGUGAUCUUGCUAGACUUUCAUGGCAGAGCACAUCAUGCGAAAACACUAUCGGAUUCAUGCUCGUACCAACACAAGCACAAUUUACCAGGUCAAACAACUUACCGGUACUUUUGGAGUCAAACAGGUACUACUUGAAACUACAAGCCCAGGCAAAUGCUGCCAGGAGUAGUGCUCCUAAGGACAAAACAGCCGCAAACGUUGGUGCCGACGCAUUAAUUGGUGAGAAUAACGAAUUGGGAGAGAAAACUAAUGUCAAGAGAACUGUUGUUGGUAAUAAUUGCAAGAUUGGCAAGAGAGUCAAACUCACAGGGUCUAUUAUCCUAGAUAACGCUGUGAUUGAAGAUGAUGUCGCUUUGGAGAAUUGUAUCAUUGGUCAUGACGUUAUCAUCCGCUCGAAGUCAAAGUUGGUCAACUGUAACGUGGAAUCCACGCACGAGGUUGCCAAGGGCACGCAGGCAAAGGGUGAUACCCUUUUGUGCUUGAGUUUGGAAGGUCUAGAAGUAGAGGACGGCGAGAGUGCCAUCGAGUCAUCCCUGGAAGAAUCUUCCUCCGGCAGCGAUUAUGACGAUUAUGAAGAGGACAUCGAGUACGGCGAUAACUCUGACGGAUUAUUUGCAUACUAG
Candidozyma duobushaemuli is the source of this 1413-nucleotide messenger RNA. RefSeq names its product translation initiation factor eIF2B subunit gamma (gene GCD1). NCBI's taxonomy places the organism in Eukaryota, Fungi, Ascomycota, Pichiomycetes, Serinales, Metschnikowiaceae. The transcript has a single exon. The coding region runs from base 1 to 1413 and encodes 470 amino acids. The record is from RefSeq and is a predicted model, not a curated record. Gene Ontology annotation, biological process: biosynthetic process; cytoplasmic translational initiation. Gene Ontology annotation, molecular function: guanyl-nucleotide exchange factor activity; translation initiation factor activity. Gene Ontology annotation, cellular component: eukaryotic translation initiation factor 2B complex; guanyl-nucleotide exchange factor complex.